Musca vetustissima is the source of this 2043-nucleotide messenger RNA. RefSeq lists its product as uncharacterized. NCBI's taxonomy places the organism in Eukaryota, Metazoa, Arthropoda, Insecta, Diptera, Muscidae. Bases 1 to 2043 code for a protein of 680 amino acids. The record is from RefSeq and is a predicted model, not a curated record. Gene Ontology annotation, cellular component: nucleus. Gene Ontology annotation, molecular function: protein binding; transcription coactivator activity. Gene Ontology annotation, biological process: positive regulation of DNA-templated transcription. The transcript is spliced from 5 exons.
AUGGUCUCUACAAGGCAAAUGUCGACAGGCAGCAAUGGUAGUAGUUCGACUGUUAAUAUGCCCUCCUCUAUGGAGGAACUAAAUUGUCUGCGUCCAGUUGUUACCAGACAAUCAAAUACUACUAACAAUGUUAGUAAUAUUAAUAUCCCAUUACUAACAUCGGCGGCGGCGUCAUCAUCGUCAUCAGCAGUUGGAAUAUCUAAUGGCAUUGCAUCAACCUCGACCAGUGCUCGACAAACGCAGGCGUUUAAAUUUAAUUCCAAUACAACUGGUUCUAAUGUAAUAACGACGACGUCACAUCUACAACAGCAGCCGAACAGUAGUGUUGUUGGCGAUCAACAAUCGUCGCCAAUCGCAGCAAAAAAUUUACUAGAUUUGCCCGAAGAUGUUUUAUAUACAAUAUUAUCAUAUGUUGGAUAUAAAAAAAUUGGUCAAUUGCGUGUGGUCUCCCACAAAAUGAACAAUGUUUGCAUGCAUAUGUUAAAUUCAACAUUUUCGAAAUUGAUUACGAAAACCUAUAAUCGUUUUCAGGCCAUUAAGGCCAAUAUGCCGCGUAGAGAAUCGGCCAGACGUAAUCAUCCGCUGGCCUGUGAAUGUGAUAUCAUUGAGACAUGUUAUAUGCGAUUAUCGCUAUUGCAAAUGACAUUUGGCAAACAUAUCGAACGUGGUCAUUGUUGUUUCUUUCCCGGAGCUAUACUCGAUGAGGUGUAUACAAUUUUAAAUUACAUUAAAAAUACACCAUGCCUGGAGAGACCAUAUCGUGUAACAGAUGAACUGUUUGAUUUGUCAACAAUGGCCAUGGAAUAUUUUAGGGAUCGUAUAGAGCCGACAUUGCCGGGCAUUGCAUAUUUCAAUAAGGAAUUUUUUAAAUUACCCACAACAACGAAAAGAUCUUUGGUUAUAGCCCCCGAUUUAAGCGAUAAUUCCUCCAGUCUACCAUCACCACCCCAGAGUAAUAUGGUAUUGCGUAAGGGUAUACGAAAAAUUAAACAAGGCAUGAAAAUCUAUAAUAAUCAAUUAUCGGUUUUGCGCAAUGAAUUGCGUACAUGCAAGCGAAAAUCCGCCGAGCAGGGUAAACAAAUUGCCGAACAGCAAAAGCUGAUGGCCGAACAGCGUAAACAGACAUUGGAAUAUGCCAAUCGUUUGGAUGAGAAUGACAAGAAAAAUGAAGAAAUGGCACGAAAAUUUUCCACUUUAUUACAGGAACUCAACAAAUGUAAAACCGAACUGCAAUAUUGGCGUUCCAAAAGUCCGGCCAUACCCACAUGUGCAUCAUGUGGCCAAAAAGUAACAACGCCCACUCUGCCCCCAGAGGAUUAUCAGGCUCUCAUCAAUCAGGGCGUUAAACCCGAAGACAUUAUACUUAAUCUUAAGGAUAACGAUGCUGAUAACGAAAGUGAUUUAAGCAUGAACGACAGUGGCUGUAAUAAUUUAUCAUUAAGCAAUGAGUUUGCCCUACCCGAUGAAAUGACCACAGCAAAAUUAUUGGCAGUAAAUACGGCCUCUAGGAAUCAAAUGAAACGUCAAUAUUAUCAAAUGAAUAGCCUAUCACCACCACCGACGACGGCCGGCUGUAACAAUUCGUGUAACUCGUAUAACGAGCAGCAACUGCAGCAUCAUUUGGCCGAAUUUGUAGAUUGUAAUGAGGGGGCCUCGACUAGUUCAAGUGCUUUCAUUGCAACUGGUAAUGGCGGCGGUAGUGGUGGUGGUACUGGCUAUUCCACACGUAUGUUUUAUGGCGGAGCCGCAAAUGAAAAUGGCCAACCACAAAUGCCACACCACAAAAGUGUCAUUGUCUCGCCACAAUCUCAAAGAAUACAAACUCCGCCAGCCUCCGUUGUGGAAAAUCCAAACCACCACCACCAGCCUAAGGUGUGUGACGACAGUAACACCCUCCCGGCACAGAACAGUAACGAUAGGGCCGUCGAUGAUGUUAAUAGCCUUAUGUCCAUUUCAUCUCAUGAAACCAAGAAAGCACGUAGAGUACAAAAAACUGCUAGGUGUGCAGCAAACGGAUCUAGUAGUAGUGGUAAACGCAAAUAA